GAGCAAGAGGAGUCGGUGUUCACUGCGAGACGCCCAGAGUACCUUGAAUGGUUCCAGGCAGCAACAGCAAGCGGCGAGGAGCUGAAGGUGCAAUUGAGGUAUAUGAACAUGCGCAACAAGUACAACAUCAGUCCGGUAGGGGUGAUCCACGGCGGGAGUGGUCUGCAAGGUAGUUGGGAAAUCCCUGAGCGAUGGACCACUGUGGUGAAUAAGGGGGAUCGAAUCCUGUUCUUGGAACCGGACGAAACGCUUCGUGCGGCCUUCGAGACGAAGGUUGACUCGCUCAUGAGCGCCGACCUUCCUUACGUGGAGAUGACGGUAUCGCUCGGCCGCCGGCCCGUGCCACGUCGCGCGGGUUUGAAACAGUU
Molecule: messenger RNA, 368 nt
Organism: Symbiodinium necroappetens
Lineage: Eukaryota; Dinophyceae; Suessiales; Symbiodiniaceae
Source: the annotation of a GenBank genome assembly